Messenger RNA from Pararge aegeria (speckled wood butterfly), 864 nucleotides. It is a transcript of the gene PIG-F, whose product is annotated as glycosylphosphatidylinositol anchor biosynthesis protein 11. Gene Ontology annotation, cellular component: endoplasmic reticulum membrane. The transcript has a single exon. The record is from RefSeq and is a predicted model, not a curated record. Lineage: Eukaryota; Metazoa; Arthropoda; Insecta; Lepidoptera; Nymphalidae. Bases 87 to 794 code for a protein of 235 amino acids. Gene Ontology annotation, biological process: GPI anchor biosynthetic process.
UUGACAUCAAUCAAAGAAUUAAGAAAUUAUCCAUAGGUACCAGAAAGAAUGAGAUAAAAUAUUUAGUAUUUAAUAAAAAUAAAACCAUGUUCUCGUUGAACAAUCAUUUAGAGCUGCGAAGAGUUACCAUUACCAGUUUGGUAACAUGCAUUUACUUACCGAGCAUUGUGACCGUGAUAUCUUACAAGGGUCUGCUGUAUUCAGUUGGAAAUGCUUCAUCUUUCUACGUUCUGGUUCUCAUAUUUGUGGCAGAGUUGAUGAAAUCAUUUUACCUGAACUCUAGUAAUGAAUUCCAGGUUAAAAAGAAGAGCAAAAAUAGAGCUAGUGAGGUUAUGAAGUCAAUUGUGUUUUUACUUGGAGUAGUAUUUUGUUUUUUCAUAGCUAUCAUAUUAUUUGGUGCUCCAGUUCUAGAUCAUCAUGACGGGACAUUGCUGUUGUCUAGUCUUCUUACUUUAUUAACCAUAUUUCCUUUGAUAGCUCACACAGGAGUUGAGUCUGCCAUGCAACUUCUAUUCGGGGUUAAAAUAUUUUCCCGAGACACGAUCAUCGCUAUGCUUGUAAAUAACGCUUUGAUGACAGUCUGUGGAGCAUGGCUUGGAGCUGUCGUAAUACCCCUGGAUUGGAACACACCUUGGCAGCAGUGGCCAAUACCCUGUUACUUAGGAGCUAUUGGUGGUUACCUGCUAUCAAAUGUGUUAACUGUGUCUAAGGUUACUUUGAUGUCAGCGUCUAAUAAGUAUCCAGCAUUGAACUUUUUUGUUAAUGUAAUUAACAGACUCCAUAUGUCUAAAUAAAAAUGUUACAGUAUUAUUGCAUUUAUGUACAGUAUUUAUUAAUGAUAAAUAAAUUUGUGACUUAUAUUAA